Molecule: messenger RNA, 774 nt
Organism: Kockovaella imperatae
Lineage: Eukaryota; Fungi; Basidiomycota; Tremellomycetes; Tremellales; Cuniculitremaceae
Exons: 3
Coding region: 1-774 (257 amino acids)
Source: RefSeq, a predicted model, not a curated record
AUGUCUGUCGCUCCAUCGUCUAGGACGUCUUCGACGUACGAGACUGUAGUGAUUUCCCUCGUUGCGUUUGGGUUGAUCGGUCUGGGCUCAUUAUCCUUGGUCAUACGGAAGAAGAGGCAGAGGGACUUUCUGGCCGGUGUAGAAGCUGGUCGGACCAUGAGGAUCCCGACUCGAUCCAAUAACGCUCGAUGGGUCCAGCUGUCGAACGGUCAAAUGGUGGAAAUGCAGAACAAUAGCUCGAUUGAGAAUCCCAAAGAAGGGUUCGUCGGACGACAGCCAGAGAUUUGGGAUUCAAAGCUGGAGACAGACGAUCUCGAGGAACCCGUGGACGAGAAGACGACGACGUUGUCAUCGAGCAUCGGCCUCACCUUGAGAGCUAAUUCUGUCGAUGGUUGGAAUCCCAUGUCUGUCGUUAUACCCGACUUCAAACUGCCUCAGCCCCGUACUCUGACCCCCAAUUCCAUGUCGACUCGUACGCCACAGCAAAACGGAACGACAGAAUCAGAUAUAGAGCUUAACCUUCUCCUUCUCAUGCCGGACGAAUCGACCCUGUCCAACCUACAAGACAUUCCACCUGGUCACGAUUUGGAUAUGGGAGAAAAAAUCCCACCCAUCAUGAUUGCUUCAACGAGGAUGCCGGUAUCGGUGACUGCUGCAGGUCAGGCUCAAUGGAACCGUAUUUGUAGGGAUAUCGAUAAGAGAGCACCGCCCAGGGUCGAUGCCUCUCGGCCAAGCGAAAUCAGGUACGAGCGGGCGGAUGGCUUUAGGCGAUGA